GGUGGUGGGUACCGGGCGACGUGGUGCCUCCUCAGCACAGGUGAACUGAACACUGAGCAUCCUGAGACGUCGACCUGCACUGCAUCGCCUGUCUUACAAAUAUUUCCUAAAAAAUCAUCCCACUAUACAAACUCAAGCGAUGUGACGAAGCCCUGCGAUUGUCACGUGUGUAUCACGCGCGGACGGACAUCUGUUCCAGGUAGCUGCGAUGGAAAGCACUUAAGCACCUAUACUUGAUAAAAAGUUCCUUGAGGAAUCACAUCGUAUCUCUAUAGAAGGAAGAAAAUAUUGUUCCGAUGAGAAAAAUGUAUUACUCGGUAUUAGUUAUCGCGUGCACGGCAGCGACAAUGGCGGCAGCGAGUAAUGACCGCCAACCCAGGCGGAUCAUCCAGCAGAUGACAUCUCACUCGGUCAUCGGCGGUCCAGACUAUCAGCUAUGCGAGAAGGGAGGCACCAUGGGUGCCUGUCUGCCCAUGACAAUCUGUCAACAACAGGGAAAGUUCAUCGGAUAUUGCGGUAACACCGGCACCUACUGCUGCAAAGUUAUCAAGACGUGCGGGGACAGAACCACGUCCCACCAAGCCAUCUUCAGGAAUCCAACCUAUCCGGGCAGGGACAGCGAGGCCAGGGUGUGCCCCUUCAAAAUGGACAUCGGCAAGGGAGUGUGUGGAGUCAGGCUAAACUUCGACUUCUUUGAGUUAGCCAAGUACUUGAGCGGUGUGUGUAUCCGGGACACCUUGACCGUGCUCGGAUCGGCGGUGUCCAACUACACAGCCACCCCCGUCUGCGGCAACAUGACGAACUGGGCAACAACAUUCCCGGUGAAGGAGGGAGGACACAUCACGCUGGCCAUGGUGCUGCAGGGGAUGCCAUCAUACAAGUUCUCCAUCAGAAUAACGCAACUGCAAUGCUCAAAGAUCACCACCUUCAUCUCUCCCACCAGUGCUGGAAUUAAGAAUGUGGACGCCGAGCCCUAUACACCCACCACCACCCCACCCCCGACAGAGACCCCGGAGACCACCACUGAUAUGACGACGGAGAUACCCACCACCACCUUUGUGACCACAGACGUUCCCACGACCAACGCAGCACCUGCUGGCGCGACAGAGGGAACUUCUGGACCCACCACGCUCCAGCCGGGGAGGAUAGCUAUCCCGAAGCACGACAAGGUGGUAUUAAAGGCUCCAUACGAAGAGGAAGAGGAGGAGGAGGAAUAUGACCUAGCGGUGGAAGGCGUGGACUCUGUACCCUCCGUCUCGGCCUUUAAAAGGGCCUUCGAGAUGCGAGUUAAUGACAGGUGCUGGCAGUAUGAGGAUGAGUCUGACACUGGCUUCAGGAUUAUCGGCGGAGACUACACCAACCUCAAUGAGUACCCGUGGCAGGUUGGGUUGGUGUACAAAAAAAAGUUCUUCUGCGGUGGCUCCCUCAUCGACGACCGCCGCGUGCUCACCGCCUCCCACUGCGUCUUCGGGAGCUUCUCAAAGGGCAUCGGCGAGCUCAUUGUCACCAUCGGCGACCACGACCUCUCCACCCGCAGCGAAACUAACCACACAGUGAGCAGGGUCAAGUCCAUCAUCUGGAACAUGCACUACAACCCUCACACCACGCAGAAUGACAUCGCUAUUCUGGAGUUGGAGAAACCUAUCAACUUUGAUUAUAGGAAAAGCGCAGUCAGGCUUCCCAGCGACCUAGACGAGCUAUACGCAGAUGCCAAUGCGACGGUCACCGGCUGGGGCAGGUUUGACAUAAAAAAAAAGAAGACCAGCCCUGUGCUGAAGGAGUACACUAGCACGUUGAUCAACAGCACGAACUGCGUCAAGGCGUGGAAUAUGUUCCCGGGUAUCAGCGCAGAACUGGAACAACACAUUUGUCUGGACGUCACUAUUGGAACGCCGUGCCAUGGUGACAGCGGGGGGCCACUGGUGGUCUGCGCAGGAAACCACUGCACUCAGGUCGGGGUGGUAAGUUUCGGCUUCCCGCUGUGUACCAAUGUGGGUCUGCCAGCAGUGUUCGCGCGCGUCACUUACUUCAAGUCCUGGAUAGACAUGAACACUCACACGCUGUCGGUGCUCCACGUGUGAGACGAAUGCUGCUUAUGGGACGACCAUUGGUGAGGCAAGGAAACGCGGGAGAUGUAAAGAAAGAGAGACAGAAGGAAGCAAUUCCUUAGUGAAAAUGGAAGAAACACAGUAACAACUAACAGAAAGAUGAUGGACAACGUAUACGUAUAGUAGACUACUCAAAGCAGGAGCACGGGCUGUGCGACUUUCAGUGUAAAUAGACGAGCCGCUAAGUUUUCAGUUAAAUUGUUAUGGAUUAAGUAAACGUUUUGUUUGCUUCUCAGAAAGCAUUCCUUCAAUAACAAUUUCUGCAUCAGAAAAAAAAAAAAAAUAGGAGCACUUGGAAUUUAUCCUGAGAAGUACUAAAAUAUCAAACAAGUAAAAUAAAAUAAAGUAAAUCAAUGAAAAAAGACAGCGAUUUGUCAUGUGUUACAGACUACAACCAUGAGCUUCUUUGUGACUACUUUAUCCAGUGGAUCUUUGGGUCACUGAAUGCAAUAAAUUAACAUCACAGUGUUUGUUCUUAUAUGUCACAGUACGGAAAAAAAAAGUAUGGUUAAAAGAGAAAUACAUACUAUAGUGUGGGACUUAUUCUGUCAUGAUGUCAACAUUGAUCAUAUGUAUCAAUAGCAUCACCAUCACAACCAUAGCUGUCUCCGCCAAUACUGAUAAAUAUCUACCCAUCAUUCACUAUCACGAAAACCACUACCACUAAUUCCACCUGCACUACCGCCAGUAUACUAAUAUACCUCCAUUACCCCUGUCACCACCAUUAUUAGUACAUUCCAAUAGUUUUCUCAUUAGGUGUUGGUACAUUCAGAAUUUCUUUAGCAUCUACACUAUAUCCAUUUUUAAUCAUGCAUUCACCUAACAAACGUGGUUAUGCAAGGAAAUGAUUAACUGGUCCACAGCUAUUUUGACAAUGCAAUCCAAAUCCGCAGUCACAAACGUCAGAUUAUUAUACAGUAACACAGCCACAAGUAACACGGGUUCUCCACUUCUGUUUUGUGAUAUAUUUUGAAUUAAUUUGCUGUGUUACGUCACAGUCCGAACAAGAGAAAAGGAAAUAAAUAAAAAGUUCUGUGCUCCCAAUGGAAGACGUGAGGUAAACACUGCAGAGAGAAGCUUGAAUGAAAAAAGAAAAUAAGAUCGAUAACAGUCACUGAAAAGAACGAAAAUCGCUGAAUUCGUAACAAAUAAAUAAAGAAUAGAUAAUACGAUAGAAAAGAUAAAAAAUAGCUCAUAAAUGCUAAGUCUGUUGGUUAACCUUUGGAGACGACCUGCUCAAAACAAAACUUAAAAAAACGUUGGCAUACCUUCACUAUUCACAAAGAAGACUAAUGAAGAUAAGGAAAACAAACAAACAAACUACAAUUAUGACACAAACAGCGUGAGAAAAGUACGAGGAGGGAUGAGGCUUCAAGUCACCUCACCGACUCACGCACAAUGCUUUCUCUUAGACCCAUCAAAACAUCUCAGGUGAGGCGUACUCGUGGAUGCAAGACAACAGGAACAACUUCCCGUGUCUCAACAUGCCACGUCGCAGAUAUUGAGUAAUACGUGGUUACUAAUAAUAUUACUGCACUCCUCAUUAUACUCGUGCAGUUCACAAAAACCUUCCUUCUUCAUACACGAUGGCAACAACCCCCUGCAGCACACACGUGUCGUCACCAACACCACACACCUGACGUCAAUAGCAAACACCACUCCCCAUCAGCACACACACAAACCGUCGCUAACGUCAAACACAGCAAACACGCGUCACCAUCACAGUGAUGUAACAGCACCACCUCUCUCCUAAACACUUCACCCUUACAUGACGUGUGGCAGCUCCACGUGGCUAUUUAUCCAGCUUUUCAUUUCCCAAAAAUAAGCUCAAUAUGACUUUUUAUAUGUGUAACGGUAUAAUAAAGCUUGAAGAUGA
Messenger RNA from Scylla paramamosain (green mud crab), 3984 nucleotides. RefSeq names its product transmembrane protease serine 11B-like protein. NCBI's taxonomy places the organism in Eukaryota, Metazoa, Arthropoda, Malacostraca, Decapoda, Portunidae. The coding region runs from base 297 to 2081 and encodes 594 amino acids. Gene Ontology annotation, biological process: proteolysis. The record is from RefSeq and is a predicted model, not a curated record. The transcript is spliced from 16 exons. Gene Ontology annotation, molecular function: serine-type endopeptidase activity.